Molecule: messenger RNA, 2026 nt
Organism: Seminavis robusta
Lineage: Eukaryota; Bacillariophyta; Bacillariophyceae; Naviculales; Naviculaceae
Source: the annotation of a GenBank genome assembly
ACCUGUAACCCUACAACCACCAUGCAAGAUUGAUCCAAAACAAAGAUCGAAGAUCCUGUCAAACAAAAACCUCCCAACACCAACAGCCAAGUCCGCAAUUCAAGUUGGCGGAACCUGAAGUCUACCAGUAUCACAGAGGGCCUUGCUAGCUAGCUAGUGGUUAGGCAGAAGUAGAGAAGGGAGUAUCAGUCCGCUUUCACAAGCCGGAAUGGGGCAAGAUUGUGACAUCUGACACCAGCUUUCAGCUUUCCCAGCAAAGACCACGGGACACGAAUCCUUCAAACAAUGUUCGCUGCAUCGCUACGAGUUGCCAGUCGACGCCUCGCAGUGAGACGAACGACUUCUGUAAGGGCGCUUGGAGCCGUCAAUUGGCCACGACGGCCGUAUGCGUCCUCAUCAGAAGACAAGAAGCUCGGUUUCCUGCAACGAUUUCGUCUUGGAUUGGUAGAGACGUGGCAGGAGUUGCUGGGAGUGCAUGACAUUCGAGUUUCUUCCUCCAAGGGCAGCAUGGACGAGACUUCCUCUCCAAUGUAUCCUAUGCAAGAACAGCAACAAGAACAGCCAGGCGUGGAACCGUUCGAUCUGACUGGAAUCCCCACAAUGGACAUUGAUGCAUCCGUCGCAAGCCCCUGGGAGCGCCUCCAACGACGACUGGCUGCCGCUCGUAUCAUUGACAAAGCUGUUUGGAAUCCCAAUACUCGUGGAGAACGCCAAACAGGAUCUGCCAUUCUCAAAAUCCAAAGGUUGGAUCCCAAGUUGAUUACCUCGCUGGAUCAGUUUCGAAGCGACAUGACGGAAAAAACGAUACCCCUCCUUUUAAAGUGGGUUUUAGAGGGCGAUGUCGACAAUCUGCAGCGCUGGUUGGGUCCUCAAGUCCUUCACAAGGUGGCCUCUGAAAUCAAAGCCCGUCAUCAGGAAGGAGUUGUACUCAAUCCCAGUAUUAUCGAAGUUUGUCCCACUCAUCAUGCCAAGGACGUCUGGGCCAUUACUACAGACGACGAGGAUAUUACGCCGCCUUGCAUUGUCUUGCACUUUAUUUGUCAACAAGUUCAUUGCGCAAUCGACAAGGAACAGGGAACUAUUCUGGAAGGAUCCAAGGACGAGAUUGUCUAUAAAUCCUAUGUCGCAGCCUUUCAGCCCAUGCAACGCGACAGUCCUCAGCAGUACUUUUGGGGCAUUGCUGAUUUUCGAUACAAUGGGCCCAUUGCACGAUACCAAAUGACGAGGCACACUAUUGAAGACGAGCCCGAUUACCUCGUCAGGUUGCUCGAUCAACAGAAAUAGAAGCAAAAGUUCCAAGCAGCCCCGCCGAGUAAGGUACUUCGGGCGGACGAAGACUUGUUGCAACCACCUUUGGAGAUCCCAAACGCACCUGCUUCCUAUCAAAGGUGAAGCCCUGAAAGCGGAACGGUGUUACCUCAUUGUCAGUUCGUUGAUAGAGGUCUGUCUGAAGAUCGAAAUGGGGUGUUUCCAGUUUUCAGUUACUUGCCAACAAUCUAUCCUGGACCGAAUGACGUUACCCAUGCCGGUGGAGCAUGUCGCACGUGCUAGCUAGAGCGACGAUUCCAAUUGUACCGGUAGACUCCAAAGCUAGCCAGCCCGGAAUGGGGAUGAGCCACAAGGAGACAAGCCAGAGAUUUUGCACGGUUCAAACACACCACGUCUGCAACCGGCAGCGAGAUGACCAUCGAUGCAUGGCCCGUUUCGCGUACCCGUGCACAGAGUGGUUCCCAAACCCAAGCUCACUAAAGCUGCGUCCAAGGCGGCAGAUGCUGGGUACCGGUAGGGCACUUCAUCUGGGUGCGAAUGCUGCGUGUGGGGAUUGAAAAGAUUGAAUGAAUCUGGACUCCCCACAGCCCAUAGAAACCUCUUUGCGCAUGGUCACCACGACCACUUACAUGCCAGAGCUUGCCCUAGGUUGGAUGCUACCAUGAUUGUGAACUGCCACUCCUAGCUGGUACGACUAUUACUUGUAAAGAAUGAAGCCAUGAUUUUUGUUGUUUGUAAAGAUUGUCUAUUAUGUGUU